Messenger RNA from Oryctolagus cuniculus (rabbit), 924 nucleotides. Its product is annotated as taste receptor type 2 member 7. Gene Ontology annotation, molecular function: bitter taste receptor activity; G protein-coupled receptor activity. NCBI's taxonomy places the organism in Eukaryota, Metazoa, Chordata, Mammalia, Lagomorpha, Leporidae. The record is from RefSeq and is a predicted model, not a curated record. Gene Ontology annotation, biological process: sensory perception of taste; G protein-coupled receptor signaling pathway; detection of chemical stimulus involved in sensory perception of bitter taste. Gene Ontology annotation, cellular component: membrane.
AUGAAUACUUUAAUGGUUAUAGCAGUUGGAGAGUUUUCAUUGGGGAUCUUGGGAAACACAUUUAUUGGAUUGGUGAACUCUAUGGACUGGGUCAAGAGCAGGAAGAUUGCCUCCAUUGAUUUAAUCCUCACGAGCCUGGCCAUAUCCAGAUUUUGGCUGUUGUGUGUGAUACUCUUAGAUUGCUUUAUCUUGGUGCUGUAUCCAGAUGUCUAUGCCACUGGUAAAGAAAUGAGAAUUAUUGACUUCUUCUGGACCCUAACUAACCAUUUAAAUGUUUGGUUUGCCGCAUGCCUCAGCAUUUUCUAUUUCCUCAAGAUAGCUAAUUUCUUCCACCCCCUUUUUCUCUGGAUGAAGUGGAGAAUUGACAGAAUGAUUCCCGGCAUUCUCCUGGGGUGUGUGGCCCUCUCUGUGUUUAUUAGCCUUCCAGUCACUGAGAAUUUGAAUGAUGACUUCAGGCGUUGUGUCAAGACAAAGAAGAAAACAAACAUCACGUUGAGAUGCAGAGUACAAAAAGCUGGAUAUGCUUCUACUAAGAUCUAUCUCAACCUGUUGACGCUGCUCCCUUUCUCUGCAUCCCUGAUCUCAUUUCUCCUCUUGAUCCUCUCUCUGUGGAGACACACCAGAAAGAUGCAGCUCAAUUCCACAGGAUGUAGAGACCCCAGCACGGAAGCCCACAUGGGAGCCAUGAAAGCAGUCAUCUCCUUUCUCUUCCUCUUUGUUGCCUACUAUUUGGCCUUUCUCAUUGCCACCUCCAGCUACUUUCUGCCAGAGACUGAAUUAGCUGUGAUUUGGGGUGAGUUGAUAGCUCUAAUCUAUCCCUCAAGCCAUUCAUUUAUCUUAAUCCUGGGGAACAAAAAAUUAAGACAAGCAUCUGGAAGGUUGCUUUGGAAAGUAAAGUGUACUCUAAAAUGAAGAAAACUGUAA